Molecule: messenger RNA, 2692 nt
Organism: Moneuplotes crassus
Lineage: Eukaryota; Ciliophora; Spirotrichea; Euplotida; Euplotidae
Source: the annotation of a GenBank genome assembly
GGGAUUUUAUGUGUGAAUAGGGUUUGAACUGGGGAUUUGGAAAUUUGGGGUUUAAAGGGGACAAAGAAGAGUUUUUAAGGGGGUUAGGAGGUUGAGGUUUUGGGUAAUAUGGAAGUUAGAGGCUGGGAAAUGUAGUUUAAGGUGUAAAGGGUGAUAGGAGAAGGAGGUUUAAGUAUGAUUAGUAUACCUCAUGAUAGCUCUUAUUUGUAACUAAAUCACAUAUCUAAGUUUUUAUUAACUAAUUUUGUAAAUCAUAACAUUUUAUAAGGUAUUAUGGAGUAAAGAUACAUCAUAAAGAAAAUUUGACAACGAUUUACUUACUCUAUUAUACAUUCACAAGUCAAAUUAUGCUAAAGACACCACUAAAACGAUAAAAAUUAACACAAAGCUUAAUUUUCUCUUCACUUCUAACAUAUACACAAAAAUCAUCCAAAAUCCACCCAUCUAAGCUCCACCCUAUCCCUCCUCUCCUAAUCCCAUCCCUGAUGCACUUCGUUCUCCCAACCCCUUCAGCCCUCUUCCAACCCAAGCCCAGUCCCAAAUCCCUACUCCCACUACUCCAAAUUCCUUCUUGAGCUGCCUUCUCACUCUGCUAACCAAACUUUGACUGACAGAGAGAAACCUGUACAGAGGAAUGAGCGUUUGGGUGGGCGAACUGGGCUUUAAGAGGUCUUUUGGGGGUUUAUGAUGAGAAUACUCGGAUAUUUGAGAAAUUUCACAAAAACACCAGGUUUUGAAAGAUUAAUAAAAGAACCCUCAGAUCAACCUCAGAAGGGGCUCUGCUCCAGUAUGGGUUUACUUAACUCUUUCAUCUGGUUGACCAACCUUGUAUUCGAAAUUAAGAGUUUGAAGUACUACCUUCAUAUUAUAACAAUUCUAAAUUACCAAAAUUUGAAAGUUUCUUCUUUCAUGUAAAGAUCCCAGAUUUGAAGCUCAUAACUGUAAGGCUUGAUCAUGAACUGAUUGACAGAGAAGAUAACAAAGAGAUCAAGGAGAAGCCUCUAUUUCGGUAUUGAUCGAGGUGAGAAAAUUUGCAAAAGUUAUGAAAUAGUCUAUACAAAUUAGAGGAGAAAGCUGAUUAUUUCAUCAAAAGCUUCCUAAAACACCUGGGAAAUUUAGUAUGCUAACAAUUUUUUUUAAUCUCUUCAGUUAGGCUUUUCAUCAAUUAUAAUGUGAGGGACUUAAUAAACUACUAGUAACACAUAUUUGGUCAACUAAUUUUUAGCAAUAUCUAACAAAUUUCUGAAACUCCCAAAUCAACUCCUAAAGAGGUCCAUUCUAAUUAAAAUUUAUUUGGAGUUAUUUGAAGGAAAUUAUACGAUUUUGAGAGCAAUUAUAGCUUGGAUACUUAAGAAAUCUUCACUAAUUUAUUAAGAAACAGCAAACAUUGUUUGCAAUUGUUACCGAUUCUUCUUAGUUAAGUUGCACCAUGAGCUUUAUUUAAGGGAAAAUUGAGGAGAGAGUUUAGAGUAUAUAGAGGAAAAUUAUCUUGCAAUAUCAAUAAGCCAUUAAUAAUUUCAAAUAUAGUUGAAAGGUACUCCGUUUUAUUCUGAAAACUUCGAACACUUUCAUGAAUCCCCUGCCAAGCUUAUGCUCAAAUUGGUUUGUGAGACUUCUAACAACUGGGUGAUCAAUAACUUUAGAGAAAUAAUAGAGCUGUAAACUCAUAAAGAAUCAGUUAGAAGCCUUUUGGAUGAGUUUAAAUCUCUCCCCAAUAGUACAUUAAACAUAACCUCCUGUUGGUGACAAACUAGUUGACAAAUAACUCUUAUCUAAUUGAAACAACUAAGAAAUAUCAACUAAAAACAAUCGAGUCCUUGCCAUUCCGACCAUUAGACUUAAACUGGUAUAGUAACGAAUGCUUCUUGUGCGAAACUUUCGAAAAUGAAUCAGGGAUGAAAUAUACUAUAUAAAGCUACUAAUUCAUAAUAAUUAAUAAAGAUGUUUCAUAAUUUACAAAUCAACUCAUUGAGUUUCGAAAAUAUGUCUGCGGUAAGCCUUAAGUUCUGAAAUGUAUCUAAACUUGUUUGGAUAUAGAUUCAAUACGACCCUGUCAAUUACACUCUUCAAGAAAUCAUGGCACAAUAUUGAUGGGAGUGUCAUAUUCCUGCUACCAUGCCUCUUAACACAAUAUCUUCAUGAAGCUUGGCUGAUAGAAAACCUUCGUUAACAAGCUCUAGCUUGUUUGGUGAAACACAGAAAAGUGUUUCUGUUGAGCAUCAAAGUAUGAGAUCCAGCAAGAGACCUCUACCAGAUAUCUCAUCAACCUUGUCAUCCAUUCUUGAAAUGACUGAGUCCCCAAAGGGAAUCUUCUUCAAAGCCUCACCUAAGAGUUCUAGAGGCCUCCACAACGGAACCUCUACUCGCCGCUCUCGUUUUGUCGGGGUCCUCGGCAACGGCAAGCGCUGGCAAGUCCUCAUCAAUGUGUCAGGCAAGAAGAGAUACAUUGGAACCUACUCAAGUGAGCGCGAAGCUGCUCUUGUGCACGAUUGCUACUCAAUCGGCCUGAACGGACUGAGAGCCAAAACCAACUUUGACUACGACUCUGCAGCUCUGAAAGAAAUGAUCGGGAACUACUUCACAAACGACUGCUGUUUCAAAGCAGCAGAGUUCAUGAACAGAGUGUAAAGGAAGUGUACAGCCAAAAGAAGUAGCCAUUUAUCCAUUGUUUUAAACCAGAUGAAAUCAUUUU